CAGCUCAAAACCACAGAACAAAAGACAACCUCGUGGCCCAAAGUAUGUUUUGAUUGUUGGUGGGAAAGUGGAGCCCUAUUGGUUCACAAUGAUCUCGUUAACGGAAUACUACAAGAUAUGGGCGUGUUCGUUAAGGAUAAGGAACUGUUCCGUGUGACUUCUUCUUCCCUUAGUGCUUCAGUUGAAAACACGAACGUAGAGAGAUACUGGCUCCAGCGUUGUGAAGAAGUUGUGAACUAUGAAGACGUGGAAAAUCGUGCCUUUUCUCCUUGCUGCCAUGGUGAUUUCACAUGUGACAUCUGGCAGCGAUAUACAAUCUCCCGAGGAACAGCUGAUAACGAAUCUCUUAGCGGGGUACAACACCGACCGCCGGCCCGUUAGAAACGUGUCGGACGCCGUGAACGUCACCAUCGACAUCGCGGUGGCGGAAUAUCUACACAUGGACGACAGGAAUCAUAUGCUUACAGCCAACCUUUGGAUGAGACUGUUUUGGACGGACCCAUUUUUAACGUGGGAUCCAUCGGAAUACAACGGAUUGGACUUACUUCGAAUCCAGGGCAGUAAAAUCUGGAGUCCGGACAUCUUGUUGUAUAACAGUGUGUUUGACGAGGGAUUUGUGGAGAAUCCGGACUUCAAGGCGACGAUCCGGCCCGACGGUUCGGUGGCCUUUCUGUACCCCUUCACGUACAAGGCCGCCUGCCGGGUCAACAUCGUGUACUUCCCCGAAGAUAUCCAAGUCUGUCCGCUCAAAUUCGGCUCCUGGUCGUACGACGGACUUAAAAUGGACCUCGUGAAUCGAUUCCCAAAAGGAGAUAUCGCCAACCUGGGUUCUAUGGAAGAAUGGAAAGUCACCGACCUGGUAGCAGAGCGACACGUUCACUACUACAACUGCUGUCCCGAACCCUUUCCUGACGUCACCUUCACCCUGGUGAUGAAGAGGAGGCCGCUCUACUAUCAGUACUACAUCUUUGUGCCUGCCUGUGUUUUAAUGCUCAUCAGUUUGCUGGGUUUCCUGACGCCGCCCGAGUCCGGAGAGAGAAUGACGAUGGUUCUGACGGCGCUACUGGCCAACACAGUCAACAUGGAGGUGGUGGCAGGGCAGCUGCCGAAAACAUCAUCUUACGUGCCCAUUAUAGGGAAGUACUUCGGCGCAGUUCUGUUCGUCAACGCCUUGGCGAUCGCCAUGAAUGUGGUCAUCCUGAGCCUGCACUUCGGCAGUUUCCGUGCGCAGCCUCCCCCGGCCGGGCUCAAGACGUUCCUCCGGCUGGACGCGCCGUCCAAGUGGGCCGACUGGUUCUUCUGGAGAUGCUUCCGACGCCGCAGCAUCAGCUUUCCUCCGGACGCCUCUGGGGUCACCUUGAACUCCUGCAUCUGGAAGAACCUGGAGUCGGCGCUGUCCGGCAGAACCAGUAGGAUGAAAAGGCCCUACAGCACUUCUGCUAUGGAGACGACUCAUCUCACCAAGUCUUACAACAACAACAACAACAACAACUCCAUGGACCCGGUUCUCCUAGCCAAGAUGGACGUCAUCGUGAAUAACCUGAGAGCCGCCAGAAUGAGCCGGGAAGAGAAGAGGAAGAUUGAUGAAGCCUUGUAUGAGUGGAGGGAGGUGGCUUCGCGUAUUGACAGGAUUUUUUUCGCUAUUUUCACCGUGAUAAUGGUCGUGGUAAAUGUAGUGGUGUUCGGGAUGAUCUAGAGUGAUGAGACACUGUGUACAGCUAAGCAUGAAAGUUCAUCUGUCUUGGUAAAUGACAUAAACUAAACUUUAACUAAACCAACAUUAAAUUAAUUGGGACUUACACCAAAUUUUCGGCCGACUCCGUCAGCCUUGUUCCA
Molecule: messenger RNA, 1836 nt
Organism: Branchiostoma floridae (Florida lancelet)
Lineage: Eukaryota; Metazoa; Chordata; Leptocardii; Amphioxiformes; Branchiostomatidae
Product: neuronal acetylcholine receptor subunit alpha-9-like
Exons: 11
Coding region: 239-1696 (485 amino acids)
Biological process (GO): signal transduction; regulation of membrane potential; monoatomic ion transmembrane transport
Cellular component (GO): synapse; neuron projection; acetylcholine-gated channel complex
Molecular function (GO): acetylcholine binding; acetylcholine receptor activity; extracellular ligand-gated monoatomic ion channel activity
Source: RefSeq, a predicted model, not a curated record